GUGGAGCAGUACCUGGCGUCGGCUGGGUGGACCGUGGUACAGCGCCAGUCGUGGCGCGCGAUGGCCGCCGCGUACGGCUGGACGCCGGAGCCCAGCCGCUUUCGCCCCCCUGCGCCGCCCGCCCUGCCCGACAGCGGAAACGACGCAGCCGCAACAGGCAGCGGCGCCGGCGGCGGCGCCAGCGGCGCGGGCGACGCCCCGAGCUUGCCGCCCGAGCUGGAGGUCCAGUUUGUCGUCGCGACGCGCACGUUCUGA
Messenger RNA from Monoraphidium neglectum, 255 nucleotides. RefSeq lists its product as hypothetical. NCBI's taxonomy places the organism in Eukaryota, Viridiplantae, Chlorophyta, Chlorophyceae, Sphaeropleales, Selenastraceae. The record is from RefSeq and is a predicted model, not a curated record. The annotation marks the transcript as partial. The transcript has a single exon.